This is a messenger RNA of Dibothriocephalus latus, 660 nucleotides long. Lineage: Eukaryota; Metazoa; Platyhelminthes; Cestoda; Diphyllobothriidea; Diphyllobothriidae. The record is from the annotation of a GenBank genome assembly.
AUGUCAGUAGCCUACGGGUUCUCUACCCUACAGGCUAGCGCCCUCUCAGAACUUCAACAAACGUGUCUUCCGGAGACUUUGGACGAUGCGCUCUCUUCUUGGACCCUCGAUCUGUUUUCUUUCGAUCACCGACUCUCCCUCUCCGAUACUGAGCUCUACGAAAUGCAAGUCACGAUAGAAGUGAACGAUGAACUUUUUAUGAAGUUAUCUAGGGAAAAUAAUGUAGUCUCAUAUUCAGACGUUCACACUUCUAUCCUGCCCUUCCCCGAACAGACGCCUAGCACCGAGAUUACUCCGGAUUCCUCUGAUUCCAUGCUUGGCGUUGCCUCGUCAGAAGGUUGUGAUAAUACUGCCGUAAAUAGGAUCAGUACUCCCGCUGUGCCAAAUGGAUGUGUCUCUCUUACAUUUCCAAAUCGUUCCUCAUCCUUGGAGAGCUACUCGUAUACGGGAAACACUUUCAAUCGCUUACAUUCACAACCCAUCCUCCCGCACCAAAAGCACGACUUAAUCCUACUUACCGGAGCUGAUGACUCCUCUGGCUGCGUUGGCUGUGCGGUUGGUCUCAAUCUCUCAUCCGGAUUGACGGGCGUAUUCAAUUUGAGUUCGGGAAAGCGGGUUGGGAAGUCCUGUGCCUGGGUUUCUCAUAGGCAAGUAAAUUAA